GUAACUUUCAAAAGAUUUGCAAUAUCGCCUUCAUGUCAAAGAAAAAGUUGCAGGAAAGUUGGUGGCUUGGUAUUUGUAAUCACUUUGGGUCCCAGUCCUAGUUUUACGUAGGGAUGGGGUUCGAAAUGUUGACAAAUCAUCGUUUAUGCAUGUAGUACCUAGUAAUGACACUGAGCGCCUCAUAAAACUCGAAAAAAUGGUCCAUACAUCUAAUAUGUAUCACGCUUCUAACAAACGACAGCAAAACACUAUCAUGGGAGAUAUAAAAAAUAUAAUCACUCAACUUAGCAAACUGACAUCUGCAACAACAGAGGAUGUAAAAAUUCCGAUCUUAAGUUACGAUGAGCUUGUAGUUUUGGAGAAUUUUUCCAAAACUCCUCAAGGAAAGGCUGCAGUACGAAAAAGAUUCGAGCGGGAGCAUUUCGCAACUUUAUAUGAUUUCUGCAGAAAUUAUACCGAACAAUUAUUCGCCAAAUCCAACUACACUACGUGGACCGGACACUCAGCACAUAACGCACAUACCUCCGUGCAACCACAAAAAGCCUCUGAUAUGUGUGUAGUUCAAAUCUUACUUGAUGUAGCCCAAGAGAAAUAUGCUUCAGAUAGGAAAACAGCAACGUCAACAUUUGCCCGCGCUUUAAAAAAUUUGAAUGAAACGGAGAAAGCGAGGAAGAAACGAAACGAAAGAACUGAAGACAUGGGUAUGUAGAGUCGUUAGCUGGGCGGAAGCAACACUGCUGUAAAAUUAAUCGUAUAAAUAUUGGGAGUUUUCCUGCUUGCCGUACAGUUAAUCCGCCUACAGCAAAAACAACAGCAACAUGCCAUUCUAUGUAAUCAAUCCGUAUAUUUAUAUAUUACAUUUAUAUUUCCUGAUUAUACAUCAUAUUAUCAUGAUUUAACCUGUCCCAUAAUAUUCCGCCACGUCACUCGGUCAGUUGCUGCUUGUCUUCAACCUCUCAGGUUCCCGAUACUUGCCAGGUUCUGCUCCACUUGGUUCAGCCACCGGGAACGCUGCGCUCCUCUCAGUCUUGUACCUGCCGGGUUGGAGGUGAAAACCAACUUGGUGGGGUUGUUGUCCGGCAUCCUCACAACAUGCCCCGCUCACCGUACCCUUCCAGCUUGAGCUACUUUCCGGAUACUUGGCUCACCAUAAAGUCGCGCAAGUUCGUGGUUCAUCCUUCUCCUCCACACGCCAUCCUCCUGUACACCACCGAAGAUCGUUCUCAACACCCUUCUUUCGAAGACUUCGAGUGUUUGCAGAUCCUUCUCGAGCAUUGUCCACGUUUCGUGCCCGUAGAGAACCACCGGUCUAAUCAGUGUGUUGUACAUGGCGUAUUUCGUGCGGUGGUGAAGCUUCCUGGAUCUCAAACCGUAUGCAUCAAUCCUCAAUCGACUGAUUUUCUUCUUUUAGAGUUUAAUAAAUGCUUUAAAUGAAUAAAUCGGUGGCAAAGCUGUAUACAAUUUUUCCUACGCAUACUACCAAGCGUUCAAUUCUUAUACAUGCUCAAAGAAAGUAACUUGAGCCUUAACUCACUCAAACUGUACUUACUCACUCAGACUGCACUUGCAAACUCAAGCACACUCACACACACUGUACUUGAUACUCAACCAUUACCUCACUCAAAUUGCAUUUAUUUGCUUAAAUACACUCACACAUAGACUGAACUUGACACCCACUCAUUGUUACACUCAAGCCCUUGCAUACACAAAUAUAUUCACAUUCAUUUGAACACAGAUUGCACAUGAACAUUCAGACCCUCCUACAUGUAUAUUGCACUUGCACACUCAUGUCGUUUUUCAUUGAAAACACUGGGGCGGUGGAUUGCACUGGUUUUGCACUUUCUAGCAGAAGUGGGAAUAAAACACGUCUUGUGGCCUGCUCUUCUGCUAGAAAAUGCAACCCCAGUGCAAUCCACCGCCCCGGGGUUUUUCAAUGAAAAACCCCAUCAGUCUAAAAGACGAAUUUCAUAUCGAUUUGCCCCGGUCUUCACUACACCUGCACAUUAAAACAUUGUGACAUUUCGACUAGGUGCACUUAAACACACUUACACAGAUUGCACUCGAACAUUCAAACAUUACACUCAAACUACACUUGCAGAAUAUAAUAUAAUCACACACAUACCUAACCUGUGAUUUUUCUUUUUCAUUUUUGGAAUUAGGUAUUUCGAAAAUGGAGAUCAAAGUAAACUUGAAACAAUUAUUAUCGUGACCUGCCUGACAACUGGAAAACCCAACGUGUGCAUCAACGAAUAUUUCCUCAGCUAGGACAGGCCCACCAUGUAACCAUAAUAUUGGACAAUCUGAACUGUAGGAAGAUGAACAAAAUUUAAAUGGCCAACUCCUGCGAAACGGAAGUAACGUCGGCGAGAACAAACCGGACGAGCGAAUUGGUGGCGACAGUAGUACAAAUAACAGGAUCACCUUAGAACAUUCACUCCAUUCGGUGGAUCAGCUUGGUGGAAUUAUACGGAAUGCUUCGAGGCAUCAGCUGCCAGGAUCCGGGCUGCUGCCAAUGCACAACAGUAGUAUGAAUAACUCUAGUGAUCGGGGCAGUUUGAAACCUGGCGACGGUAUUGGUCGGAUGGAUUCCGGAAUUGGUGGAGGUAGCAGCGAAGGUAUGGACAGCUGGUGGAAGUUGUUCUGGACUCUGGCUCCGGAAACAUUCAUGCCACGGGUUAUAGUCCCGUUGUACCUAAUCACCAUUCAUAUCCAAUAAUGUAAAACUAAUAAAAUUAGUUCGUAGUAUUGCUAAAAAUAAAAUAAUUUAAAAUUGUG
This is a messenger RNA of Topomyia yanbarensis, 2775 nucleotides long. RefSeq lists its product as uncharacterized. The transcript has 6 exons. Bases 146 to 709 code for a protein of 187 amino acids. NCBI's taxonomy places the organism in Eukaryota, Metazoa, Arthropoda, Insecta, Diptera, Culicidae. The record is from RefSeq and is a predicted model, not a curated record.